Molecule: messenger RNA, 3204 nt
Organism: Asterias rubens (European starfish)
Lineage: Eukaryota; Metazoa; Echinodermata; Asteroidea; Forcipulatida; Asteriidae
Product: prokineticin receptor 2-like
Exons: 4
Coding region: 1674-3002 (442 amino acids)
Biological process (GO): neuropeptide signaling pathway
Cellular component (GO): membrane
Molecular function (GO): neuropeptide Y receptor activity
Source: RefSeq, a predicted model, not a curated record
UACACACGGUCGGAUCUCCCCUUAACAGAAGAGACAGUGUCUUCGGUUUAUAGCAAUGGGACUCAAGAAAAUGUGAAGACGUUGAUGUCGGGACAUGUCCACUGGAGGUAGCUGUCGUAGCCGUGCCGAUAGAUUAGCUUAGCGUGUAUGCCACAGAAAGCUGGAGUAGGGAUUGUGUUUCUCGCUGAGCAGUGCUGCAGGGUUGAACAACCCUUCCUCAGACAUACGCCUAUUGUAGAAUAUCCAUCUCCCACACAACGUACCAGAAAAGUAAGGUGUAAAUUAAGAGCUGAAAGGCAAUCUCUUUAAGACGGUCAUACAACAAGGAGCUACCUGCAAGAAGAAGACACACUGCCUUAAAAACUGGAAAAGAGGUCCCUUUUAGAAAGAGAAAGAAAACACCUCAUUUGUUGGCAAUCCACAGCACCUGUCCACCUAAUCUCAACCAGAUAGUUUCCUGUCCAUCUUGGGUGUCAUCACGUAAAACCAAAGAGAAGACAUAACACUGAUCUGUCUGGAGUGGUCAUCCUAACUUCCGAUGCAGCACGGCAUAAUGGAGUGACGAGCGAGAAGGCACACAAGGCUCAGUAUCCCAUCGCGUUCUGUCGUCAUCUCACAAUCAUCCAACCAGAGUGCAGGAUUGCAGUUGAUCUUGUGGUUUAAUUUCUCUUGAGGCAUAGACAGCACACAAGACUUCCCAGCAACCCUGCCAUCAAUACAACGUCAAGUGUUUGGGAACUGUCUAAUCAACUCUUCGUGAGUUUUGCUGCUGUGCAAAGGGGAGGGUUGGACGUGUUUAAGAGGCCAUCUGUCGCCGAGCUGUAAGUAGGUCUCCAGCUUUGUUCCUUGGCUUUAGGGGUGUUACAUAUCAUAAGACGUUCGUUUGACGCAGGAGAAAACCACCAACAAACAAAAACAUCGAUACAGGCGCUUCGCAAAUCAUCAAUACUUACGUGAGAAUUCUUUUUUUCUGCGACACACACAGACCUAAAAGAUGGAUUCAACAUCUCUAUUGCUAUUGACGGGGAGCUGAAACGGAUUAAACUGGUGAUUGCAUGCUAGCCUCAUUUUUACUGUGUGUGUUCAUUGCGUUCCUUGUUCAAAACACCUGCCUUUUGUCGCUGGCUAGGUUAUUAACGUGGAAUCAAACCGGUAACCCAGCCAAUUCGCACCACUGGCAUCAACUACUAAAAAUACCCUAUCUUGUAAAUCUGUGGGAGGAAGAUACUGUUUCACGGCUGAGCCUUCCUCUGGCGAAGGGAGACUAUAAAUGAAAAGCUUUUGACAUUGACAGUAAAAAAGUUUCCCGAAUUUGAUGGGAAUCACUCUGACAAAUUGAGCCUCGGAGGCAUUCCAGUAGAUGGGAUAUUUAUCUGUGUGUGUUGUUGUCUCACUCUGCUCCUUUCUUCGUGUGUUUAUUGAGGAGAUGAGGAGUGGAGAUUGGUUGUACUGAUGGGGGAGAGUGUGCUACGGUGCUUAACCUGAAAUCAAGGAGAGUCGGUCGUGGAUCUUGACAUCUUUAGAUUUUCUGCGUGCACAAAUUCUGGCAUGUGUUCAGUUCAAUUGCUGCGAUCGAUUUCGGUGUAGACUUUAGAAUAUUACAGCAGCUAGAGGAAUACAUUAUCGAACGGUUUGUUUGUUUAUUGGACCCGGGCAAAAAUACUCCAUCAAUCAUGGUUUUCGCUGAGUCUGAGCCACUUUACCCAGUGAGUAGCACUGAGAACUUCACCGCCGUCGAUUACGGCAACAACCAGUCCACGGAGGAAGCGGACCGGGGCUUUCGCGGCUUCGGCAACGGGGCCGACGCUCCGUUCGACCCGAACGUCUACCACUACACGAGCGAAGAGUUCCAGGACCACGUGAAAGGUAUCCUGGUGUACCCUCACAUCCACGUUGCCGCCAAGGUGCUCCUCUUCACGAGCUACGCUCUCAUGAUGGGAGUAUGCAGCGUGGGGAACCUUCUCCUCUGUUACGUCAUUUACCGCUUCAGACGCAUGCGCACCACUACCAACUUGCUCAUCGGAAACCUGGCACUGUCUGACUUCCUGGUGGCCGUCAUCUGUGCACCUUUAAGCUUUUACCAGUACAUGUAUCAGCACUGGCCGUUCGGGAAGGCGUUGUGCAUUAUAACCAACUACCUGAAGUUUACAUCGCUGUACGUAUCGACCAACUCACUCUUGGCAAUCGCUGUAGACAGGUAUGUGAUUAUAAUGCACCCGCUGAAGCCUCGUAUGACCAAAUGCACAGCAAGCAUCGUGCUAGUCUGCAUAUGGAUCGUCUCCAUGAUAGUCGUUAUUCCGAUGGCCGUGUUCAGCACCACCCACACCAUCAGCAACGAGUGGGGCGAGACUACGGAGCGGUGCGGAGACUACUGGUACAACCUCUACUUUAUGAAAGCCUACACACUGUUCCUGGCCGUGGUGGAGUUUCUACUCCCCCUCACCAUCAUGUCGAUUGCGUACGUCAUCAUAGCCAAGAAGCUCUGGUUUCGCGAGGUGCCCGGCGGUCACGUGACCGUGCAACAGGAGCUUGCGGCCGAGUCGUCCAAACGGAAAACCAUGCGCAUGCUCAUCCUCGUGGUGGCGCUUUUCGCGAUCUGUUGGGCGCCCUUUUACGCCUAUACCAUCAUCCGUGACUUCGUGUACCCCGACUUCGCCUUGAAGAUGUUCGGGGUAUUUGAGAAUGCCUACUACAUCGUGGAAGCCCUGGCGAUGAGCAACAGUAUGUUUAACACGCUCAUCUAUAUCGUCUUCAACGCCAACUUCAGGAAAUACGUCCGGCAGAUCCCGGAGUCCUGCCGUAAAAUGAAAAAUAGUCCCCGGGGCAAUCGCUCCAAAUCCGGGCGUCGAUAUUGGUAUCCUCUGAUGUCCAACUCGCAGGGGCUUCGUAGCUCUAUCCGCUCCAGCCUGGCCCGUACUCACUCUACCAACAUUUCUCGUCUGGCGGUGCGGAGGGAGCCGUCUGUGCCCUCAAGCACGACGCCUUCGGGACGCAGCGGUUGAAAGUCCUCCGUUCAAUUGCCGAAAGGUUUUUUGCGAAAUAAAGCCUUCGUUUCUGGUGCCACUUGACAAAGAGUUUAUUUUCCAAACCGAUAGCAUAUUAAGAGGCAAAGAAACAUGUAUUUCUUACCAUAAAAAAUGUUUAAUAUUUUGUCUAUUAUAAUAAUAUUUAAAGCCAUUGGACCCUUUCGGUUCAGAAAAAAAA